AAAUAUACACCUCUUGCUCUUAAGACAAGCUUAUAAUGGCAAGCCAAAUGGCUCUUUCAUGGCUUGCCCUGCUUAGUCUCACCUUGCUUAUCAGCUGCAUUAAUGGCUCAUUGGAUGAUCGAAAGGACUAUAUUGUUUAUAUGGGUGAUCGUCCCAAGGGUGAAUUCUCUGCGACUUCCGUCCAUACGAGCAUGCUGCAACAAGUUAUUGGAAGUGGUGCAGAAGAACAUCUACUCCACAGCUACCACAGGAGCUUCAAUGGGUUUGUUGCCAAGUUGACCCAAGAAGAAGUCCAGAGGCUGAAAGGCAUGGAAGGGGUGGUCUCAGUGUUCCCCAAUGGAAGAAAACAACUACACACAACAAGGUCAUGGGACUUCAUGGGAUUUUCUCAGAGUGUGCAAAGAGCACCUACUGAAAGCAAUAUCAUCGUAGGAAUGCUUGACACAGGAAUUUGGCCUGAGUCUAAGAGUUUCAACGAUGAAAAAUUUGGUCCACCUCCCGCAAAAUGGAAGGGCACUUGCCAAUCGUCAUCAAAUUUCACUUGUAACAACAAAAUUAUUGGAGCUAAAUACUACAGAGCAGAUGGAAGCUUCAGUCCAAUAGAUUUUAAGUCACCAAGGGAUUCAAAAGGACAUGGGACUCAUACUUCAUCAACAGCAGCAGGUGGAUUAGUUAGCAAUGCAAGUCUGUUUGGCCUUGGGAAUGGGACAGCACGUGGCGGGGUGCCCGCAGCACGCAUUGCUGUGUACAAGAUUUGUUGGGCUGAUGGUUGCCCUGAUGCUGAUAUUCUCGCGGCAUUUGAUGAUGCAAUUGCUGAUGGUGUUGAUAUAAUCUCUAUUUCAGUUGGGGGUGAAUUUGCUGAUGAUUAUUUUGAUGAUCCCAUUGCUAUUGGAGCUUUCCAUGCAAUGAAGAAUGGUAUACUAACAUCUAAUUCUGCUGGUAAUUCUGGUCCUGGUUAUGCAUCAAUCUGCAGCGUUGCACCUUGGUUACUCUCUGUGGCUGCUAGCACCAUUGACAGGAAGUUUUUGACUCCAGUGAAGUUGGGCAAUGGUCAGGUUUAUGACGGAAACUCUAUAAAUACAGUAGAUCUUAAGGGACAGAUGCUCCCUCUCAUCUACGGAGGAGAUGCACCCAACAGAACAGCUGGUGCGGAUGGAUCCGAAUCCAGGUAUUGCGAGGAAGGCUCUUUGAAUGAGACCUUGGUACGAGGAAAAAUUGUUCUUUGUGAUGGGUUGGACACAGGGGAGGGGCCAGCACUUGCAGGAGCAGCUGGUUGUAUAAUGAGCGAUGAAAUUUAUCAAGAUGUGGCCUUUCUUUUUCCUUUACCUACUUCUUACUUGAACCUGAAGGAUGGAAGUAAGGUUGCAACAUACUUGAACUCAACUAGUGAACCAACAGCUGCUAUAUUCAAGAGUAUUGCGGUAAAGGAUGAAAUGGCCCCUUCAGUAGUUUCAUUUUCAUCAAGGGGACCUAACCCUAUCACAACAGAUAUUCUCAAGCCGGACCUGACUGCUCCUGGAGUGGACAUUUUAGCUUCAUGGUCACUAGCUACAAAAGUGUCAGAAUCUCCAGAAGAUAAUAGAGUAUCUCCUUACAAUAUAAUUUCUGGCACAUCCAUGUCUUGCCCACACGCGAGCAGCAUAGCAGCCUAUGUUAAGUCUUUCCACCCUACAUGGUCUCCUGCUGCUAUUAAGUCUGCUCUAAUGACAACAGCUUCUCCCAUGAAUGUUGAAUAUAACAGCGACGCAGAGUUUGGAUACGGAUCAGGUCAUCUGAAUCCAGUGAAAGCAGCUGACCCUGGAUUGAUAUAUGAUGCUGGGGUGCUUGAUUAUGUUAAAUUCUUGUGUGGACAAGGCUACAAUGCUACACUUCUAAGGAUUUUGACUGGUGACAAUAACAGUUGUUCUGCGGCAAACACGGGAGCUGUAUGGGACUUGAACUACCCUUCCUUUGCUGUAUCAACCAAUUCUACGCAAUCCAUUACUCGCGUCUUCCAUAGAAAUGUUACAAAUGUUGGAUCACCAGUGUCCACUUACAAGGCAGCUGUUGUGACUCAGCCUGGAUUGGGGAUCCAAGUUCAACCAAGUGUUCUGUCUUUCAAGUAUGUUGGGGAGACCAAAUCCUUUGUUGUCACAGUUACAGCAGAGGUGUCGAAAUCGUUGAAUAGGAGCUCUGGGUCUUUAGUUUGGGAUGAUGGGGUGCAUCAAGUGAGGAGCCCAGUUGUCGCUUAUUAUCUCUUUGAAUCUGAAGUGUAAACAGAUUUAUGCACAAAUUACUAGUUGAAAAGCUGAAUUGUGGUCUUUAGUUUCUUAACUUUAAUGAAUAAAAAAGCUUGGUUUUCAUUAA
Molecule: messenger RNA, 2346 nt
Organism: Pistacia vera
Lineage: Eukaryota; Viridiplantae; Streptophyta; Magnoliopsida; Sapindales; Anacardiaceae
Product: cucumisin-like
Exons: 10
Coding region: 36-2255 (739 amino acids)
Biological process (GO): proteolysis
Molecular function (GO): serine-type endopeptidase activity
Source: RefSeq, a predicted model, not a curated record